Messenger RNA from Chanos chanos (milkfish), 726 nucleotides. Its product is annotated as fibronectin-like. Bases 1 to 726 code for a protein of 241 amino acids. The transcript is spliced from 3 exons. The record is from RefSeq and is a predicted model, not a curated record. NCBI's taxonomy places the organism in Eukaryota, Metazoa, Chordata, Actinopteri, Gonorynchiformes, Chanidae. Gene Ontology annotation, molecular function: protein binding.
AUGUUUUUCUUUCUUGAAGCCAUCAAUUGCGGCACAUCAAACUGGAGGGUCACCAACCAAACCAUUAACGUCCAGAUCCAGGGACUUUUCACCACAGCCACAGCAGUAAACAUCUAUGACAGCAGUCCUGUUGAUGGCAUUCCCUCCAAUGUGGACUCUGUUAGUGUGACAGAUCGUACUGAGACUGCAUUAACACUGCAGUGGAACACAGUGAACAACAACAAUGAGUACAAUUACAAUCUGACAUUCAACAGUGGACCAGAAAUAUCCAUCACUGCAUCAGAGGGAAGUGAUAUAGUCACAUAUACAGUCUCAUCUCUCUCUCCUGGGACUAAAUACACCUUCACUCUCUACACUGUGUUUGAAGGAGUCAGGAGCAGUGGAUUCAGCAACUCUACUGUGACCAUUCCCUCCAAUGUGGACUCUGUUAGUGUGACAGAUCACACUGAGACUGCAUUAACACUGCAGUGGAACACAGUGAACAACAACAAUGAGUACAGUUACAAUCUGACAUUCAACAGUGGACCAGAAAUAUCCAUCACUGCAUCAGAGGGAAGUGAUAUAGUCACAUUCACAGUCUCAUCUCUCUCUCCUGGGACUAAAUACACCUUCACUCUCUACACUGUGUUUGAAGGAGUCAGGAGCAGUGGACACAACAUCUGUACUGUGACCAGUAAGUGUCAUGACAAUGUUCUCCAUUCUACAGUGUUUGAUAUCAGUGAGUAG